AAACACAUGAAACACGUGAAACACAUGAAACUGCAGCCGAGCUACAGCGGGUCAGCGUCCUGAGGCCCGGUUGGUUUCCUUCUUGGUUCCACUGCUACAGACUGUGUUGUGUUUAAGUUUUGAAGGAAAUUACAUUUUGUCUUCAAAGUGACAGAAACAGAAAUAAACAUAAAAAUACUGAUGGUUUGUUUUUCUGUGAUUCUGCAGGAAGAAAUAAAGUUGGGUUCAUCUUUUAAAGCCUCGAUUGAAACAAACGGACAAAUAUUCAGUCACAUGAUCGCUUCGUAACUCUAAGAACUCUCUGUCUCUCUUUGUCUGUUUGCUUUGAGGAAGUUAACGAGGUGAGAUAACGAGCAGUUUGUCGAGGUGUGAUCUCACUAAGUGUUUUUAAAAAAGCGUCCGCGGUCUUUUCUCAGCUCAGUGAGUCUUCAUCAUCGUCAUCGCCAACAUCAACUCUCCGCAGAUCUACAAUGUUCUCCUCCUCCCUUCUCCUCCUCUUCCUCCUCUUCCUCUUCCUCCCUCGGUCUCUGGGAUGUCAGACGACCUCCUUCACCGAGUGUCAGCAGGCUCAGUUCGUACCGGGUCACAACCUGGUCGGUGAAGGUUUCGACGUGGUCAAGUUGACGACCACUGGAGCCUACGUGGUCAACGUCCAGGACUCCAUGGUCGGAGGGCCUCAGGGGAACUGCACCGUGUGCUACAACCGCCUCCUGAACCAGACCCAGAAACUGCCGGUUGCAGUCAAAGACUGGAGGAUCAAGGUGCACUGCCGGCGUAGUCUGAGCAGUAAAAUAUUCGAGUCCAGCCAAUCAGUCAUGAAAGACACAAGUUCAUCUCUCUCAGCCAGCUGGAAGGUGGGCCUCAGUCUUCCUGGACUUGGCGGGUUUGCAGUUGGAGGAUCACACUCCAAAACAUCACGAUUUGCAGAGAGCCACAGCAGAAAAGACAAGUUCUCCUUCACCACCCACAACUUUCAAUGCAAAUACUACACCUUCCGUGUUCACACCAGCCCUCCUCUGAGUAAAGAGUUUGAGGAUUCCCUGAAGAAUCUUCCUUCCACCUACGACCACAAGAACAGUUCAGCUUUCCUACAGUUCAUCUCUGUCUAUGGGACCCACUACAUCCGCAGGGUUCAACUCGGGGGUCGAGCUCACUCCAUCACCGCCAUCCGGACCUGUGAGGCUUCGAUGAGCAAGAUGUCUGUCAACACUGUGAGUGACUGCCUGUCCGUUGAAGCCAGCGCCGUCAUCAAAGGUAUCCAAAUCAGUGCUGAGUCCAAAUUCUGCAAGGACAGGAGCAAGACCCUAAAAAAUGGAGCAACCUUCAGCCAAGCCUUCUCUGACCGGGACAUCGAGGUUCUUGGAGGGGAUGGGGAUGUAGGGGACAUCAUGUUCUCCCCCAACAGUGCCUCGGGGUACAAGAAGUGGCUCAGUUCCCUGAGGAGGGUCCCAGGUGUGGUGUCCUACCAGCUCAAAUCCCUGCACUUUCUGGUGAGAGAAAACCCCGUCCUAAAGGCCAAUCUACGUAGCGCCAUCAGCGAAUACAUCCGCAAAACUGCCAAGUCCCUCCGUUGCCCGUCCGGCUGCAAGAUCGGCAAACAGAGCCGGAGCUGUGCGUGUCAUUGCAAAGGACACCGCAUGGUCAACGCCAACUGCUGCCCCGGCGAGACCGGCGUGGCCCGGAUGAACGUCACGGUAGUCCGUGCUGAGGGGCUGUGGGGGGAUGGAUAUUUCUCCAAGACGGAUGGAUACGUUAAGGUUUUUUAUGGUAAUCAAGGAGCCACGACACCGGUGAUCUGGAACAACAACUUCCCUUCCUGGAACUACCUCAUUCGCUUUGAAACGGUCAACUUAAGGCACAGAAAGCAGAUCCGUUUUGAGGUUUGGGACCGGGACAACCGCUGGGACGACGACCUGCUGGGGAGGGUGUACCUCAUCCCCACGAUGGGCAGCAACAUCAGAAAGAAGUUCCCGCUGAAACAUGGCUCGCUGUUCAUCAGUACGUCAGCUGUGUGCGCUCCCAGCCUGCAGGGGUCGCUGUGUGACCAGUAUGCUGCCUCGCCAACCUACGAGAGCGUGAUGGGAUACGUGAAGGAGGACCCGGAGGACCACUGGGGGUCAGGGUCAGAGCUUUGAGCUGACGGCGCACAGCAGCUUUGGACGUCUUGAAUUAUUGGAUCGCUUAUUUAGAUUAGACCUGUUUGCUGUUCUCGAUGUUUAACGGGUAACAAAGUUAGUUUGACUUCCUGUCACCUGUACAGUAACGUCAGGGAACAACUCUCGUCCAAUCAGAUUACUUCGUCUAAACUUCCUGUUGUAUAUUAAUGUCCAUCCUGUUUCUACAGAACAGGCGAGGGUGGAUCCUACAGACUGGACCUUUAAACAAAAGUACUGAUAUCACGCCGUAAAAAUACUCUGUUACAGGUAAAGUAAAAGUACAGAAGUACAGUAGACUCAUCCGCUCAUUAGCUAAACUGUGAAAAUCACUAACGAGGUUAACCCUUUAAACUCCAGUCGGUUCAUCUCAGUCUGAAGAACAGAGAAAUGGACGAGGAGUUAAGUAAUCUAUUACUUCCAUCUCUGGUAACGUUACCGUGGAGUUGACAGGAAGUCGAACAGUAGAGAGCGCGCUGCUUCCUGCUUGUUGUCAUCAGCUCGUCUGUGAAGAAUAAAAGUCGUCUGAAGACUU
Messenger RNA from Larimichthys crocea (large yellow croaker), 2688 nucleotides. RefSeq names its product perforin 1.3 (gene prf1.3). NCBI's taxonomy places the organism in Eukaryota, Metazoa, Chordata, Actinopteri, Sciaenidae. The transcript is spliced from 8 exons. Gene Ontology annotation, molecular function: wide pore channel activity. Gene Ontology annotation, biological process: defense response to virus; immunological synapse formation; T cell mediated cytotoxicity. The record is from RefSeq and is a predicted model, not a curated record. Gene Ontology annotation, cellular component: membrane. The coding region runs from base 471 to 2135 and encodes 554 amino acids.